Oppia nitens is the source of this 1397-nucleotide messenger RNA. RefSeq lists its product as uncharacterized. The record is from RefSeq and is a predicted model, not a curated record. The transcript has 6 exons. NCBI's taxonomy places the organism in Eukaryota, Metazoa, Arthropoda, Arachnida, Sarcoptiformes, Oppiidae. Bases 39 to 1397 code for a protein of 452 amino acids.
GUUUAUUUUUUUAAUUUUUAACUAUUACAACUCGAAAAAUGUUUAAACAAAAUCAUCAGUCUAGUUCAAUUGAACUAAGACAGGAACUAUUAGCUGAAAUUGAAUGUAUUUAUCCAAAUAUUGCCAAAUCAUUGCAUUUAAAUCUAGAUGAAACUUUAAAACAACUGAAUGGCAAUUGUAUAAGUAAUAUAAUUAAUAAAGAAAAAUUUUAUAUUAUUAAACAUCAAAAUAAUAAUGAUACAAAUAAAUACUAUGAUGAAUUUCGUCAAAACUUUUACGAUUACGUUAAAGAAAAUUUAAAUAAUAUUAACAUCGAAAAUAAAUCAUAUUUAGUUGAUAUUUGUUCACUACUUGCCGAUCAAAUUCAUAUUGCAUAUUUUAAGAUAACGUCAAAAUGGCCGCAGCAAGGACAAAACUGUUUUACGCGUCUAGAAUUAAAUUUCUCACAUGGUCGUAAAUAUCAUGGUAAUGAUAUUUUUAUAACAUGUUUCGGAAUAAUCAACAUUAACGAUAUAAAUACUGCUAAAGAAACUUUUGAAUCGUGUUUAACUGGAAAACCUGAAAUUAAAAUUUUAGUUUUAGACACUAUUUUAUGUGAAAAGAUGGAAAACGAUUUAAAAAUGCAAACUUAUUAUGGCCAUGCCAUGCAAAAUAAUAUGGAACAUCAAUCAUUUGAACAGCCAUCAUCAUUUGAAUCACAAUCAUUUAAACAUGACUCAAUAGUUUCAGAGACAAAAGCUUUUCAAAAUCAGUCGCAACACAAACCAUUUAAAUUUAUUUCAAAUUCCAAUGAUACAUAUUUAGUGGCCCAAAAUAAACUGAUUAUAAUGGUUUUGAAAACGAAUUAUCCUAAUAUUGUUAAAGCAUUGGAUGAUAAUCGUAAUGAAACACUAUCGGCAUUAAAUGGCGUUGGCUCUAUCAAUAUGAUUGAAAUAGAAAAAUCAUUUAGUCAUAGACCAAUGUAUAAUAAAGAUGUAUCGAAAGAAUUUGAUAAUUUUACAAAUUUUUUCAAACAAUUUGUCUACGAAAUUAUGGAAAAUGUUAAUAUAGAACAUAGAACAUAUUUAAAUGAUGCUUGCUUAGUACUUGCUAGCUAUAUUCAGAAGGAAUAUUUUAAAAAAGCACCAAACUGGCCCGUUAACAGUAGAGAAAACAACGAAUAUAUUGAGUUAAUGUUCAGACAUGGCUUUCAAAGUAGAGCGUUCAGCAUAUUCUGGACUUGCGAAGGACUGUUCAAAAUUCAGGACAAAAAGAAAACUGUAUUCGAAUCGUGUUUGUCCGGUACGGCUGAUAUCAAGAUACUAAUUAUGGACGACGAACGAUGUCAACGAAUGGAAUACAGUUUACAGAAUCGUCGAUCGUUUUCGCCGCCGCAAAGUAAAAGAAAAUUUGUAUAA